Salvelinus namaycush (lake trout) is the source of this 276-nucleotide messenger RNA. Its product is annotated as LYR motif-containing protein 5B-like. Gene Ontology annotation, cellular component: mitochondrion. The record is from RefSeq and is a predicted model, not a curated record. Lineage: Eukaryota; Metazoa; Chordata; Actinopteri; Salmoniformes; Salmonidae. The coding region runs from base 1 to 276 and encodes 91 amino acids. The transcript is spliced from 2 exons. Gene Ontology annotation, biological process: respiratory electron transport chain.
AUGUGUCGGAUGCAUGUAACUUUUGGUCAAUGGGUAAUUGUCACUGUUCUACUCCUCCAACAGCUCCUCUACCUUGGACGGGAGUAUCCCAAAGGCGCUGGCUACUUUAGGGAUAGACUGAAGUCUGCAUUUUUGAAUAACAAAGAUGUGAAAGACCCAAAGAUGAUCAAACAAAUGAUAGCCCGAGGGGAGUUUGUCAUCAAGGAGUUGGAAGCACUUUACUACCUGAGGAAGUACAGAGCCAUGAAAAAGCGGUACUACGAACCUGAGGAAUGA